Glarea lozoyensis ATCC 20868 is the source of this 1464-nucleotide messenger RNA. RefSeq names its product Bacterial luciferase-like protein. The coding region runs from base 1 to 1464 and encodes 487 amino acids. The transcript has 6 exons. NCBI's taxonomy places the organism in Eukaryota, Fungi, Ascomycota, Leotiomycetes, Helotiales, Helotiaceae. The record is from RefSeq and is a predicted model, not a curated record. Gene Ontology annotation, molecular function: monooxygenase activity; oxidoreductase activity, acting on paired donors, with incorporation or reduction of molecular oxygen.
AUGGCGACUCCUCCCAAAAAGAUGAUGCAGUUGAAUUUCUUUGACGCCGCCUGCACAGGAAGCCACACUGCGAUUGGACAAUGGAAAGACCCUGAAGAUAUUGGCAGGAAGAAGGAUCGCUUGAAUUAUUGGCUCUGGCUGGCGAAACUCGCGGAGAAAGGGAAAAUCACUUCUAUCUUUAUCGCUGAUAGUUAUGCUGGACACAAUAUCUAUGGCGGUUCAGCUGACGCUUCCUAUAGGGGAGGUUCUCAUAUUGGAAAACUUGAUCCUUUGAUGACUAUUUCGGCUAUGGCAGCUGUAACAAAUUCUGUCUCAUUCGGAAUAACUGCAAGCACAUCAUAUAUCCCACCAUAUAUACUCGCACGCACAUAUUCUUCGCUCGACCAUCUUACAAAUGGGCGUGUUGGUUGGAAUAUUGUGACAAGUCAUAGUAAUUCGGCCGCCCAAGCGAUGGGCCAAGAUCAAGUGAUGCCGCACGACGAAAGAUACCUCGCAGCAGAAGAGUAUAUGGAUAUUGUAUACCAAUUGUGGGAGAAGUCGUGGGAAGAUGGUGCCCAGGUUUGGCAAGAAGAGCCAGAAAUGGCAUACGACCCUAGCAAAAUUCACAAAGUCGAGUACGACGGUAAAUACCACAAAAUGCACGCUUUUCACCAGACCCACCCAUCGCCACAGAGGACGCCUGUUUUGUUCCAGGCUGGGUCCUCGAAAUCUGGCAUCGAAUUCGGCGGGAAACAUGCCGAAGCAAUAUUCUGUGCCAAUCCAACAAUUGAGUCCACAAAGAAGUACACUACAGCUGUACGUGCGAAAGCUGCCGCUGAAGGCCGUGAUCCGUCUUCGAUCAAGUUCUUUUUAGGAAUCAUGCCAAUUCUAGGGCGCACCCAGGAAGAAGCAGAAGCCAAGCUUGCAACUGCCAAAGCCCGACUUAGUAUCAAUGGAGGACUCGCCCGGUUCUGCGGCUUUACAAACGUGGACUUAAGUGCUUAUGAGGUUGAUGAGGAGUUUGAUUUUGCUGGGAAGCAUCAUGAUAACUCCAUUCAAGGUGUUAUUGAUAAUAUCAAGCUGAUUGGAACCGAAAAGGUGUUCACUCCAAGGGUCGUGGCUGAGAUGUUUGCACUUGGAGGCUCAGGUCCACGACCAGUCGGAACAGCUGAAACGGUGGCUGAUUUCUUCGAGAAAUGGUGGAGAGAAGGCGACAUUGACGGUUUCAAUCUCAAUUACGUGACCAGUCCUGGUAGCUUCGAGGAUAUCGUAGAACUGCUCAUCCCUGAGCUGCAGAAAAGAGGCAUAUAUUGGACUGACUAUGCGGCCCCUGGGGGAACAGCGAGAGAGAACUUGCAAGCUGCUCCAGGACAACCAUUCUUGCCUGAAUCACAUCCUGGACGGAAGAUAGAGUUGAAUGCAAAGAAGUCACAGAUGGAAGAGCCACUAACAAAUGGUCACCAGGGUGAGAAUAGUGGCACAUGA